AUGCUCGUCGAAGAAUUCGGUCCUCCUAUUGAUGAAUUCAUACAAGUUUGUGAUCGGAUCACAGAUCCACUCGAACUUCCCCAUGAUCUACUAGAUCUUGUGAUGACUGCUGAUCUGAAUCAUAUUGAUAGUAGUGAUAGAUAUAAAGUCUUAAAAUGUGUGUCAUAUUACAGCUUGCAUCCGGAUUUACCGACACAACAAAGGGUUAUUGAGUUUUUCGAAAAGUAUUCUUCUAGUUCUGAUAGACUUAUGAAUUAUCUCAUAGAUGAGUUAAAACCGAUGCUCCUAAGGUCAAAAACCUCAAGCAGAAGAACGCAAAAGUUUCAAGCAGGUUUAAACCCAACGUUGGGAUUCUCGUUUGAAGAAGACAGGAUUAUAACUGAAUGGAAGGAAAAUGGUGGAUUAAAAGGCAUACCAUUGUUUUAUAUGGUAUUGAGAUAUUUAAAAAACUAUCAGAUAUCAGUUAAUUUAAAUUGGAUCAUUCCUGGUAUCAUGAACAUGUUAGAUAAUACAUCUGAAUUAAAACUGAUCAAAUUGAGAGGUGUUUUACUUUUAAAGACGUUUCUAUUAUAUUGUUUUGAAAAUGAUGACAAGACAUCGGGUAAAUGGAUUACUUUCAAGCAAACAGGUAUAUUUGAUAUGGUCGAUCCAAUUCUAAAAAAUAUGUGUUAUUUUCUACCGCCAAGUUAUAACGAAUAUGAUUCACUAGAUAUUCUUGAACUAGUAUAUGGUACAAUGGUCGUGUUGUAUGAGCAAAGCAUGGAUGAUCAGAUGAUGAAACGUAGACUUGGUACAGCACUAUUAUCAGAUAUAAUAUUGAGACAUACUUUACCAAGAAUAGGAAUAAAAUAUGAAACUCUCCUAGAAUUUCAACUCGAUAGUGUAGAAAGAAUAAUACACAUCUUAGAUAAGAAUGUAGUGAUACAUUUACAAAGAAUAAUAUAUACGUUUGGGGAGUAUGUCAUACGGGAUCCUUUUUUGACAACAAUCAAAAACAAGAAUAUUUUGCUUAAAAUGUUAAGUAUAUUUAAUAUUCUUGUGAAGGUAUGUCCCAAAGAAAGAAUUCAAGCUCAUAAAUAUGAUCUUGUAGCAGGUGUUUGUGUAAUCUUCCAAAAAUACAAUACUGAGGGAGGUAUUUAUACAGAAUUAUCCAACGAAUUAGAUAAAUUCUUGGAUGUGUUGAUUGCAAAGGGUUGUAACUUGGAUAAUAUUAUUAUUCCAUUGGUAGAAGAAAAACCACAGUUUAAGGAUUUCCUAAUAAAUAAAUUGCAGAAGGAUAGAAGUGUUGAUAUAUCAUAG
Maudiozyma saulgeensis is the source of this 1299-nucleotide messenger RNA. The record is from the annotation of a GenBank genome assembly. Lineage: Eukaryota; Fungi; Ascomycota; Saccharomycetes; Saccharomycetales; Saccharomycetaceae.